This is a messenger RNA of Anthostomella pinea, 882 nucleotides long. The record is from the annotation of a GenBank genome assembly. Lineage: Eukaryota; Fungi; Ascomycota; Sordariomycetes; Xylariales; Xylariaceae.
AUGAUGUCUAUUCGAGCUGUUGCGCGGUCUGUGCCUCGCACGUUAACCCGUCUGAGCUCCACCGCAUUGCGACAGUCCAGAGCAGCUCGCCCCAGCUCCCAGCUGCUGAAGUCCUCAUGGACGCCUUUCCGAACCUCACAAUUCACAUCCGCCUUCUCGACGACGCCGUUCAGACAAUCGGCGAAUAGCGCCGUCGACGAGGAGCUGUCUGUCAAGCUUGAGAGCGAGCUCCAGUUCGAGGGCGAGCUGAAGGAGAGCGAGCAGGUACCCGCCAGCGUCAAGGACUUUCUCGAAAACAGCCCGUUCGAGCUCAAGGACACGUCCGGCAAGGAGGACGUCUUCCUGACGCGGACAUACGAGAAUGAGAAGAUCACUGUCUCGUUCUCUAUCUCCGAUCUCGCCAACUACGAGCCCGACGAAUACAACGAAGACUCGGCGCUGGGCGACGAGGAGUUGGAUACCCCCGAGGGCAAGCAACUGGCCGAGGCCGAGGCGGAAGAAGGUGUCGAGGACGGAGAGGAGCGCGAGCCCGGCGUGCCGUGCCGUCUGAACAUCGUGGUCGAGAAGCCCAACAAGGGUGCGCUGAACAUCGAGGCCGUCGCGCAGGAUGGACAGAUCCUCGUCGAGAACUUCUACUACUUCAAGGAUGCCAAGAUGGCCCACGGCGAGACCCCCGAGGCUGUCCACGCCGCCGAGGACACCUACCCUGGCCCUCCGUUCGGCAGCCUCGACGAGGAUCUGCAGAUUCUGAUGGAGCGAUACCUGGAGGACCGCGGCGUCACGCAGGCCAUGGCUGUCUUCGUGCCCGACUACAUGGACCUCAAGGAGCAGCGGGAAUACAACACUUGGUUGAAGGACGUCAAGACCUUUGUCGAUGCUUGA